Molecule: messenger RNA, 1605 nt
Organism: Cadophora gregata
Lineage: Eukaryota; Fungi; Ascomycota; Leotiomycetes; Helotiales; Ploettnerulaceae
Exons: 2
Coding region: 177-1343 (388 amino acids)
Biological process (GO): mannitol catabolic process
Cellular component (GO): cytosol
Molecular function (GO): mannitol-1-phosphate 5-dehydrogenase activity
Source: RefSeq, a predicted model, not a curated record
UUUUCUAGACAUUCAUCUCAUACUCACAAUUGAAAUCUCGAUCCUGCCACUUGCGGCACAUACUCUACCACUUAUACAUAUUCCUACCAACAAGCACUUACUUGCUAUCCACUCCAUUACUAGCUGACUGACUACCGCUCACCCACCUCCACAACAUCCCUCCAACCCCCGCAAAUAUGAAGGCAGUACAUUUCGGUGCCGGUAACAUCGGCCGAGGAUUCGUUGCAGAAUUCCUCCACAACUCAGGCUAUGAAGUCGUUUUCUGCGAUGUCAUGGACAGCAUAAUCGACCAGCUACAGAAAUCCAAGUCCUACAAAGUCAUCCAAGUAGGCGCCGAGGGCAACAGCACAACCACCAUCUCCAAUUACCGAGCCAUCAAUUCGAAAACGAACGAGGCCGACGUAAUCAAGGAGAUCACAACAGCUGACAUCGUCACCUGCUCAGUUGGCCCCAAUAUCCUCAAGUUCAUCGCCCCUGUGAUCGCAAAAGGAAUCGACGCCCGCCCCAACGACGCAACACCAAUCGCAGUCAUUGCCUGCGAGAACGCCAUCGGCGCCACAGACACCCUCGCUGAGCACAUCAAGCACCCCAAGAACACAUCUGAAGACCGCCUGGACGACCAUCACGAGCGUGCCCGCUACGCCAACUCGGCCAUCGACCGCAUCGUACCCGCACAAGACCCAAAUGCCGGCCUGGACGUCAAGCUCGAGAAGUUCUACGAGUGGGUAGUCGACAAGUCGCCGUUCCACGACCACGCACCUCCAGCGAUCAAGGGCGUCAAGUGGGUGGAUGAUCUGAUCCCAUACAUUGAGCGUAAGCUCUUCACGGUGAACACCGGUCACGCUGCCGCCGCCUACCAUGGAUACUACCACCAGAAGACGACGGUCUAUGAUGCUCUACAAGACAAGAAGAUCCUCGAUGAGGUACGCAAAGCGCUUGCGGAGACCAGCACGUUGAUCGUGGGUAAGCAUGGCAUCGAGGAGGCCGAGCAGAAAGAGUACGUCGAGAAGAUCAUUACGCGAAUCGGCAACCCACAUCUUGAAGAUGCUGUUGAGCGAGUCGGUCGUGCACCACUGAGGAAGUUGAGCAGAAAGGAGAGGUUUAUUGGACCGGCUGCUGAGCUUGCUGAGGAGGGAAAAGCAUUCGAUGCCCUGCUUGAUGCAGCGGAGAUGGCGUUCCGUUUCCAGAAUGUGGAGGGUGAUGAAGAGAGCGAGGAGCUGGCCAAGAUCAUGGCUGGUAAUAAUGCUGAGGCAGUCGUCGAGAAGGUGUGUGGAUUGACGAAGAGCGACAAGUUGUUUGAACAUGUCGUCAAGGUUGUAGAAAAGGUACAAGCGGAGGCGUAAAAAUUGGGUUGGGUUCGGUUCUCGGUUCGGGUGUUUUUCUUGGGUUGCACAUUUUCUUCUCUUGUCUUUAAUACUCGUACAACACUCGAUGCUGUUGUACUGACCGGCGCUUAUUGGAUAUGGUGUCUGGAUGAGCGAGUCAUUGUGGAACAAGCGUGCUCGUGGUCACGAAAGCGAGAUAUGCAUGCUUUGGGGAUGGAACUCCUCAAGCUCAUAGAGCGUUAUUUUAUGAAUAUCAAAAAAUCCUUCUAAACAAUUAUUG